UUUUGAUCCACAGAGGAGACGUUUGUCUGGGUGAACAAUGGUUUCUUUUGGACUUGAAGUGGUCGGUGUCACCCUGUCAGUGCUUGGCUGGGCGCUGAGUAUAGUCAGCUGUGCUCUGCCAAUGUGGCGGGUGUCUGCCUUCAUUGGGGCCAACAUCGUCACAGCUCAGGUGUACUGGGAGGGCCUGUGGAUGAGCUGCGUGUUCCAGAGCACGGGGCAGAUGCAGUGUAAGGUCUAUGACUCCAUGCUGGCUUUACCUCCGGACCUGCAGGCCGCCAGGGCGCUCACUGUCGUAUCCAUUAUCGUGGGUAUAAUAGCUCUCCUCAUCUCCAUGGUGGGAGCCAAGUGCACCAACUGCAUUGAGGACGAGGGCGUCAAAGCCAGGGUGAUGGCUGCUUCUGGGGGGGCGUUCAUCACGGCAGCUCUGGCACAGCUGGUGCCUGUUUCCUGGUCGGCACACACCAUCGUAGUCGAGUUCUACAGUCCGCUCAUCCCCUCUGGACAGAAGAUGGAGAUCGGGGCAGCCAUGUCGAUGGGCAUGGAGAUCGUGGGCAUUGCCCUGGGGGUCGUUGGAUUUAUCAUUGCAAUAGUGACAUGUGCCCUGCCGAUGUGGAAGGUGACGGCCUUCAUCGGAGCCAACAUCAUCACUGCUCAGACCAUCUGGGAGGGUUUGUGGAUGAACUGUGUCACCCAGAGCACGGGCCAGAUGCAAUGCAAGGUCUACGACUCGUUGCUGGCCUUGCCUCAGGAGCUGCAAGCCUCCAGAGCGAUGAUGAUCAUCGCCAUCAUUCUCGGGGUGCUCGGGGUCAUGAUCUCCAUCGUCGGCGCCAAGUGCACGAACUGCAUUGAAGACGAGCCGUCCAAAGCCAAAGUGAUGAUCAUCGCCGGGAUUUUCUUCAUCCUCGGUGGCCUUUUGGUCCUCAUCCCCGUCUCCUGGACCGCUAGCGUGAUCAUCCGGGAUUUCUACAACCCCCUCCUCACCAACGCACAGAGGAGGGAGCUGGGGGCAUCCCUCUACAUCGGCUGGGGAGCGGCUGCCCUGCUCCUGAUUGGCGGGGCGAUGCUGUGCAGCAGCUGCCCGCCAAAAGAGAAGAAGUACAAGCCGCCCCGGAUGGCGUACUCCGCCCCACGCAGCACCAGUGCAGGCGGAGGGUACGACAGGAAAGACUAUGUUUGAACAGGCCUGAAGUGUGUGACAGACUGAAUUGGGAAGUUGGAUACAAUGAAAAUGUUGAAUAUGUGUGUAUGAAUGUGUGUUGUUUUUUGCUGUCUGAAACCACAGGGUGAAUCCCAUGAAAAGACUCCGACAUGAAGAUGUAUGUAUAGAUAUUGAUCGGUCUGCUUUGCUUUUCGCUGACAUGUAUAUUCACAUAUUGCUCUGCUAUAAUCCAGCCGGUCUGUCUUUAGGUGACUAGUUUUAAGUGUAUGAACAUGAGAGUUUAAAAAUUUAAAACUUUUGAAAUGUUAAACUGUGUCUCUUGGAGCACAUGUUGUAUUUCUUCUUAAACCUAUGUGGCAUUAUGUGAAUUUGAAAACCUCCUGCUCCUUGCGUGUGUGUGUGUGUGUGUGUGUGUGUGUGUGUGUGUGUGUGUGUGUGUGUGUGUGUGUGUGUGUGUGUGUGUGUGUUUGUGUGUGAUUGUGUGUGUGUGGCUCGGCCGUUAGUCGGCCGGUGUCGUGUUUCACUGAAACUCCCUGUUAAAACGUGGUGUGUCACUUCACUGACAAUGACAAGGAAGAGGCGGCUCUCAUUUUACAUGGAUUUGGUUGUGUGAUUGUUCAGAGCGUGAGCGCGCGCGUGCAUGGCUGUGUGUGUGUGUGUGUGUGUGUGUGUGUUUUGCAUGUAAUAUUUGCUUAGGUGAGUUUCUGCUUAGACUGAAACUAAAGAUGGAUCCGUGAUAUGGCCCAAGGUAACAGCUUUAUCUUCCUCCUCACAGUUUCACUGUUUCAGGACGCAGAGACUGUUUCAGUUGGGACAUAAGGCCUGACAUUCACAUGUGUCCAUAUGUGUGUGUUUAUUUUACAUUUCUGUGAUAAAAUGUAUUUUUAAUGUAUUUUGACACCAUAUUAUUCCACUGUGUGUCUGUGUUUUUAAAAAGACUUGUAUUGUUGUGUCUUAAUUUUCAAACAUUUUGAUAUCUUUUUCUAUUAUUUUAAAUUUGAUGCAACUACCUGUACAGUCCUGUCAAACAAAGACAUUGUGUGUGUGUGUGUGUGUGUGUGUGUGUGUGUGUGUGUUGUGUGUGUGUGUGUGUGUGUGUGUGACACCCUGAGGGAACAUGACUACAGCUGUUGGAGGAUGUGUGUUUCCAGAUCAACAGGAUGUGUUUUGUGUGACUAGAAUAAAUAUUUCACUAAUCAAUCUCCAUCUCUUUUAAAAACAAAUUUGUUUCUUUUUUUGUUUUUUUUACUUUGGUUUUACUCACUGUUCCAGAAGCGAUUAAAUGUUUUAUAGUAGUGCCUGAAUUACAAAUAUUAGAUUUCAAUAAAAGUCUGGCAAGAA
Molecule: messenger RNA, 2500 nt
Organism: Seriola aureovittata
Lineage: Eukaryota; Metazoa; Chordata; Actinopteri; Carangiformes; Carangidae
Product: claudin-4-like
Exons: 2
Coding region: 38-1177 (379 amino acids)
Biological process (GO): cell adhesion; bicellular tight junction assembly
Cellular component (GO): plasma membrane; bicellular tight junction
Molecular function (GO): structural molecule activity
Source: RefSeq, a predicted model, not a curated record